UCUUCUUUUCUCCCCACCACCUCCGAGCCGCCCGCUCCCAGCCGCCUGUUUCUUUUUCCCCAAUCUCCCCAUCAUGUUCUCUGUAGGUGGACGCAGCACCGCGCCAAGGCAGCAGCAACUCGGUGACGUUCCAGGCUACCCCCUCUCCGUCCGGUGGUGCCAUGCUAAGCCACAGAGCGAGCCGCAUCUGCUCGGUCUUACUCUCUAGGCGCAUGGUGGAGUUGCAACGCGGUGGCCGUGGGGAUGCGCCGAGCCACCGCCGGGGGGCUGCACCGUGUUGAGACGCCGCCACCCCUUCAUGGCCGCGGACUCCGCGUCCAUUGCCCACGCCGUCCUCACCGAUGGCUUCUCCGUCGACAUCGGCAUGGUAGUCUACGAGCAGGCAACGACGGUUAUGGCAUCCUCAUCGGUGGAGACGGUCAGCUGCUCAGGAGCAUGGGUCGAGGCGAGAUGGUGGCAGAUGUGGUGUCUCCCUCCGAUGGCGUCCGCGGGAAUGGCCGGAUCUGUGUCUAGAAAGGCAUGGGAACGACCCCGGUUGUCGUCCGGCGAGCGCUGGAGAGGGAGUAGCAUAGGUGUUAUCCGUGAUUUGUUUUUAAUUUGAAGUUUUUUGUGUUUUGCUACUGGACAGGUGUAUUGUAUGGAAAAAAUCUAUAAUUUUAAAUUUCAUGUGGUGUUUUAUUCCUUUUGUGUAAAAUGUUAUUUGUGGUGUAUUUGUA
Messenger RNA from Triticum aestivum (bread wheat), 716 nucleotides. RefSeq lists its product as uncharacterized. The coding region runs from base 299 to 601 and encodes 100 amino acids. Lineage: Eukaryota; Viridiplantae; Streptophyta; Magnoliopsida; Poales; Poaceae. The transcript is spliced from 2 exons. The record is from RefSeq and is a predicted model, not a curated record.